Molecule: messenger RNA, 1962 nt
Organism: Indicator indicator
Lineage: Eukaryota; Metazoa; Chordata; Aves; Piciformes; Indicatoridae
Gene: SEMA3B
Product: semaphorin 3B
Exons: 14
Coding region: 10-1962 (650 amino acids)
Biological process (GO): positive regulation of cell migration; semaphorin-plexin signaling pathway; axon guidance
Molecular function (GO): semaphorin receptor binding; chemorepellent activity
Source: RefSeq, a predicted model, not a curated record
GCUGAGUGCAUGAACUUUGUGAAGAUCCUCCAUGCCUACAACCGGACCCACCUGUAUGCCUGUGGCACCGGUGCCUUCCACCCAGUCUGUGCCUUCGUGGAAGCUGGCCAUUACCCGCUCCAGGAGCCCGUCUUCAAGCUGGACCCCCAGCGCACUGAGGAUGGCAAGGGGAAGAGCCCCUAUGACCCCCGGCAUGCAGCCGCUUCUGUCCUCGUGGGCGAGGAGCUCUACUCCGGGGUGGCCACCGAUCUGAUGGGCCGUGACUUUACCAUCUUCCGCAGCCUGGGCCGACGUCCCUCCAUCCGCACUGAGCAGCACGACUCCCGCUGGCUCAAUGAGCCCAAGUUUGUGGCCGUCUUUUGGGUGCCAGAAAGUGAGGACCCCGACGAUGACAAGAUCUACUUCUUCUUCCGUGAGACAGCAGUGGAACGGCAGCAGGGGCUGGGCAAGACCAGCUUUGCCCGUAUUGGCCAGAUCUGCCGGAAUGACAUGGGUGGGCAGCGCAGCCUGGUGAACAAGUGGACAACCUUCCUGAAGGCACGUCUCAUCUGUGCUGUGCCAGGACCUGAUGGGGCAGAUACCCAUUUCAACGAGCUCCGAGAUGUCUUCCUGCUGCAGACAAAGGACAAGCGCAACCCCCUGGUCUACGCCAUCUUCUCCACUUCCAGCUCUGUUUUCCAGGGCUCAGCUGUUUGUGUCUAUACCAUGGCUGACAUUCGCCGGGCUUUCCUGGGCCCCUUUGCACACAAGGAAGGCCCAAACUAUCAAUGGGUGUCAUACCAGGGACGUGUGCCAUACCCCCGCCCAGGCAUGUGCCCCAGCAAAACCUUUGGCACCUUUGGCUCCACCAAAGACUUCCCAGAUGAGGUGAUCCAGUUUGCCCGGCACCACCCACUGAUGUACAACCCGGUGCUGCCCCACAGCCAGCGCCCCCUCUUCCUGCAAGCCUCUGUUCCCUACACUUUCACCCGCAUUGCUGUGGACCAUGUCACUGCUGCUGAUGGCCACUACAACGUCCUCUUCAUUGGCACAGACAUGGGCACAGUGCUGAAAGUAGUCUCAAUGGCCAAGGAGAGCUGGCACCACAUGGAGCCGCUGCUGCUGGAGGAGCUGCAGGUCUUCCAGGAUUCCUCCCCUGUCACUAGCCUGCAGCUCUCUUCAAAGCGGCAUCAACUCUAUGCUGGCUCAGCCACAGCACUGGCCCAGUUGUCCCUGCACCGCUGUGGUGCCUAUGGCAAAGCCUGCGCUGAGUGCUGCCUGGCACGGGACCCAUACUGUGCCUGGGAUGGCACCAUCUGCACCCGUUAUGUUCCUAACACUAAGAGGCGUUUUCGCCGGCAAGAUAUCCGCAACGGUGACCCCAAUAUGCUCUGUUCAGAAGACCCCCGUCGAGGCAGUGUGCCCCGGAAGCAGCUCUAUGGGGUGGAGGGCAGCACUGCCUUUCUGGAGUGCAUCCCCAAAUCCCUUCAAGCCCGUGUCCUCUGGAUGUACCAGCGUACCCCAGAUGACCCCCAGCAAGAGGUGCAGAUGGAUGAGCGGGUGGUGCAGACAGAGCGGGGUGUCCUCCUGCGCAGCGUGCAGCGUGCCGAUGCCGGCCUCUACCUCUGCCACGCCACUGAACACGGCUUCACCCAGCCCCUGCUGCAGCUCUCCCUGGAGGUGAUCGGUGCUCGGCAGGUAGUGGGCAUGGCACCCGCCGAAGACCCCCAGCUCACCGCCGGGCCCGCCAGCCGCAAGGUCUGGUACCGGGACUUCCUCCAGCUGGUGGAACGCCCGCCGUUGGGGGCUGCGGACAGGGCCUGCCAGCGGCCCUGGAGCCGGGGGAGGUCCCUGCCACCUCCACGCGCCCACGCCGGACCCCCCGGCCGCGGCCAUGGCGAGGAGCCGCGCAAAGCUCGCCGCCGGCGCACCCACGAGGGGCCGCGGGCCGAGCGGAGACCCCGCAGCGCAUCCCCCUGGUGA